CAGAAAAUAGGGAACAACGAUUUUCAUUACUGGAUACCUUUUGCGUUGCUGGGGGAACCAUUCACCCUUGAUUGUAAAUAGAUAUACAUAUUCACAAACAAUUAAUUCUAAAACUUUGACUGUAAAAAGAUUCAUUGUAGUACAGAAUCAGAAUGUCGAAAAAAUUAGCCACCGAAAGUUGCGUUCACAAGGAGCAGGAACCAGGUGUAAUUAGCAAUGAAAUGCUCACGAAGGCUAUCAUUGAGCAGGGCCAUAAAGGUGAGGCCGGCCGGCUGGCACGCAUGGACGAAAUUCAGUUGGAGUCGAUUACCGUCAUUCGGUUGGAGUUUCAAAAUAUACUAAAAAUUGACCAUCUUUGGGUAUUAAAGAACUUGGAAAUUCUAUCGUUGGCAUUCAAUAAAAUCGAUAAAAUUGAAAACCUACACCGCUUGACUAAACUGAAAGAACUGAACUUGUCGUUCAAUUUCUUAGAACAAGUGGAAAAUCUUGAUCAAUUAGUGCAACUUCGAACAUUGUCACUUUUUGGAAAUCGUAUAAAAAAAUUGGAGAACUUAGAUCGUUUGGAAAAGUUAGUUAUUUUUAGUGCCGGAAAAAAUAAAAUCAAAUCUCUCGAAGGAUUAGAACGCUUGCGGUUUUUGAAAGAUUUGCGAUCGUUAAAUUUGGCAGAAAAUCCAAUAGCUGAGGAUGAAAAUAAACCAUUGAGACUUUACGUCGCCUGUCUAUUACCCCAUUUGAAGUAUUAUCAAUAUGUUCUUAUAAAAUCGGAAGAACGAGAAUCAGGAAAAGAGAUGUUCACCCGUGAAUUACAAGACAUUCUUGAGAAUGAAAAGUUUGAAAUAAUCGAAAGGGAGCGAAUUGCGAAAGAGAAAGCCGAUGAGGUGUACCUCUCGAAGAGUUUCGUUGAACAUCUGAAUGGGCACCAACUGUUUGAAUCACUUUUCAUCGAAGAUCCAGACGGCGAAGCUCUUCUGGCCAUCGGUGAGGAUGCCCUUGAGCUGAGGAACGAGUAUUUGACCGAGGCAUACACAUUUACGCAACAAAUCUAUAAAAUUGGCCUGGAGCAAUAUGAACGACGCCAGAAGGAAAUCCAGUUGUACAACCGAUGCAUCGAGAUGGAACGAAAGAAAGCGCAAAAACUUGGUCAAGACAUCAUUAACCGUUUCUUGGAGGUGUACAACCGCGUGUGCCCCGGGGUGAAACAAAUCGUGAUCAAGCUGGGCAAAAAUUCACUUCAGCGGAGUGAUUCGCCUUUGACAUCGCCGUCGGCGCACAGCAUGCAGCCGCUUUUGGAUGAACUUGAUCUGGCCAAGGACGAAUUCAACUCCAUCUUCGAGGACUCGUGGCACACGUUGAUGAGCAUCGAGAUGCAGCUGUUCGAGCGAACAGAAGAGGGCAACUCCAACUUCGAAAAUACGAUCAAAGAGAUGACGAACGAGUUCAUUGAGCUAUCGCAGGCCCAGUUCGUGCUGAUGCGUGAGGCAGAGAUUAAUUUCAGCGAUGCGCUGAUUGGAAUUGUACAGCAGUUUGUGACGUUCAAGGCUGCGUCUGGACAUGCAAAGGAUAUUCCAAGAGGGCUGCAAGAGUCAUUGGACGACAAAGAUGUAAUAAGUAAUUUGGCUGCUGGGAUGCGUGACCAUCAUAUGCAGGUAAUAGACGCUCGAGAAGACAAGCUGAUCAACAGAACACGCAACUGGGUCAGAGAACUUUGCGAUGGGCUACAGAAAUCGGAGAUCAAGCGAAAUCGUGCCAAAGUGCUUGAGAUCACGUACUUUUUGGACCACCAUCGUCAGUUGUUUUAUGCACUGUUUGAAGAUGUCGUACCGGUAAAGGAGGAGAAAAAGAGACUGUUUUCGAAGGUUCACUUCACAGACGAAUAAUAACAUAAGAGAGGUGCAAUCUUUAUAUUUCAAUAUUCGUGAGAGCCUAAAACAGACAUUUUUAAACUAUAACUUAAAAUAACAAA
Messenger RNA from Armigeres subalbatus, 1963 nucleotides. RefSeq names its product dynein regulatory complex subunit 3-like. The transcript has 8 exons. The record is from RefSeq and is a predicted model, not a curated record. NCBI's taxonomy places the organism in Eukaryota, Metazoa, Arthropoda, Insecta, Diptera, Culicidae. The coding region runs from base 153 to 1877 and encodes 574 amino acids. Gene Ontology annotation, cellular component: cilium. Gene Ontology annotation, molecular function: protein binding.